AAGAUUAUUCAGUUUCAUUUGAGAUUUGAAGCAUCAUCAUGCCUGAGCCAGCAAAGCCCGCGCCCAAGAAGGGCUCAAAGAAAGCCGUCACCAAGAGCGCCGCCAAGAGUGGAAAGAAGCGCAGGAGGUCCAGGAAGGAGAGCUACGCCAUCUACGUGUACAAAGUCCUGAAACAGGUUCAUCCCGACACCGGCAUUUCUUCAAAGGCGAUGGGCAUCAUGAACUCUUUCGUCAACGACAUCUUUGAGCGCAUCGCCGGUGAGUCUUCUCGUCUCGCUCACUACAACAAGCGCUCCACCAUCACCUCGAGAGAGAUCCAGACCGCCGUGCGUCUCCUGCUGCCCGGUGAACUCGCCAAACACGCCGUGUCUGAGGGAACAAAGGCCGUCACCAAAUACACGAGCUCCAAGUAAAGCUGAAAGUACCCAAUCUGAACCCAACGGCUCUUUUAAGAGCCACCCACAGUUUCUAGAAAAGAGCUUAUGAUAUUCGUGUGUAAUACAAAGAAUUACUACAUUCUUUCAAUAUCGAUUCAAGCGAACUCUUCAGCAUUAAAAAUCAGUUUAAACCAUUUUAACUUCUGUAAGACCGUCACCACUAGUGUGUUCUUUUAUGGGUGUUUGUAAUUGGUCCUAUCUGUCAAGAUCUCCUUUCCUUUAGUUUUGUUUCGGGGUGUAUUUAUUUUCUGCUCAUUUUGUUGUGCUUAAAAAUUAUAUCAACAUUUUAAACCUUGCCUUUAUAUUCACGUUGCGUUGGAAGAAGAACUUUGUAAGUUACAAAUAUGUAAACAUA
Paramisgurnus dabryanus is the source of this 792-nucleotide messenger RNA. The record is from RefSeq and is a predicted model, not a curated record. Lineage: Eukaryota; Metazoa; Chordata; Actinopteri; Cypriniformes; Cobitidae.